AUGUACGGCAACAACGUGAGCGCGCUCUCCAACCUCGACCUCUCGAGCGUCACGUACCUCUCGCUGGGGCUGAACCCGGUUCGGACCAUCUCGAAUGUCGUGUUUUCCACCAACAUGACGUUCUUCGACUGCGCAGGCUGCCCGCUGACGGACGUGACGCUCAGCGAGGAUGCGUACAAUGCGCUCAACAAGCUGCAGGCGUGGGACCGCAACCCGAACGCCUACGUCGGCUUCAACAUUGACACGGACGCCACAGUUGACGCCGCUGCGUGCACGCGCCAGCGCGGAUCAAUCAACGCUACCGACGACGACACCAACACCCACCCCGACGCCUUUGCCAACUAUGUCGUCUUCGUCGACUUGUACGUCCCGUGGAAGCAAGUUUGCGGUCUCACCGUCUCGCUAGCUGCCGGUGCGAUUGUCGGCAGUGUCCUUGGCGGCCUUGUUGGACUCGGCCUCCUGUUCUGGUGUCUCUUUUGGCGCAAACGCCGAUCGAACAAGUCCAAAACCAACGCCAACGAGGCGCCAACCCACGACGCGUCGUACCAGCCUGUGGACGAUGACGACGUCGACUUGUCGACGCUGCGGAUGGUGCGCCUCGAGCUCCGCGAGCUGCGUGUCUCGAGCGCCCGUCCGUUGGCAGCGGGUGCGUACGGUGAAGUCUGGGCCGGGGUCUACGGCGGCGAGUCCGUUGCGAUCAAGCGGCUCAAGGACAAGUCCGUGCCGAGCACGAAGCACUUUAUCGACGAGAUCCUCCUCCUCGCCAAAAUCGACUCGCCCUAUAUCGUCAAGCUCGUGGGCGCGAGCUGGCGCCGGCUCUCGGAUCUCGAGUGCGUCGUCGAGUACAUGGACCUCGGCGAUCUUCGCAGCUACUUGACCAAGACGCCGGCCGAGAUCUACCCGUGGCACGAAAAGCUCGACUGUCUUCUAAGCCUUGCGCUCGGUCUUGUGUACUUGCACACGUUUGAGCCGCGCAUCAUCCAUCGCGACCUCAAGUCCCGCAAUGUCCUCCUCGACUCGAAAAAAGGCACCAAGCUCACGGACUUUGGCACGUCGCGCGAAAUCACCGACAGCACGCUCACCCAUGGCAUGGGAACGUACCAGUGGAUGGCGCCCGAGAUCAUCAACGGCGACCCGUACUCGGAAUUGAUUGACCUCUACGCCUUUGGCGUCAUUAUGACGGAAAUGUCGACCCACCGCGUGCCCUACGCCAGCUUGAUCAACCCGAAUACGGGCCACGCCUACUCGCAGCAGUACAUUUUGACCAACGUCGCAUCCGGCAAGCUCACACCGACGUUGGACGAAGCCAGUCCCGAGUGGGUGCACACGACCGCAUCGCGCUGUCUCUCGACGAGCCCAGCCGAUCGCCCGACCGCCAUGCAGCUCGUGCAGCUGCUGCGGCAAUGCUUGCCUCUUGUUUAGCCUUAAAAACGCUAGGAAAUGUGAUGGAAAAGGGACAAAACAAGAAUUUUCAAAAG
Molecule: messenger RNA, 1478 nt
Organism: Saprolegnia parasitica CBS 223.65
Lineage: Eukaryota; Oomycota; Saprolegniomycetes; Saprolegniales; Saprolegniaceae
Product: TKL/MLK protein kinase
Exons: 7
Coding region: 1-1422 (473 amino acids)
Biological process (GO): protein phosphorylation
Molecular function (GO): protein kinase activity; ATP binding
Source: RefSeq, a predicted model, not a curated record